AUGGGUUAUGUCAUCCCUAGAGAUCCCAAGAUUUUCUUGCUAGGUCUACUACCUGGCUCCGACUACUCUCCCCCUCCCUCCCUCCCUCGCCCUCCUCCCCCUGGCCUGACGAACGAGCACAGUGGCGGAGGCAGCCAUGGCGACCACGGUGGAGGAGGGGGCGGGGUCAACCACGGGGUUGGCGUGGUGGGCCUGGCCCCGGAGCACAUCCCCACACCGGGGGCGGCACUGAGCUGGCAGGCGGCCAUCGACGCUGCGCGGCAGGCGAAGAUGAUGGGCAGCGCCGCGACGAGCGGAGGGGCGGGGCUGGGGUCAGGAGGGGGCGGGCCCAUUUCCACGGCCAGCUCCACGCAAAGGAAGAGACAACACUAUAGCUCUAAGCCCAAGAAACAGACAACGACGACAGCCACAAGGCCCCCACGAGCCCUACUCUGUCUCACACUCAAGAACCCCAUCCGCAGGGCCUGCAUCAGCAUUGUAGAGUGGAAACCAUUUGAGAUCAUCAUCCUGAUGACCAUUUUUGCCAACUGUGUGGCCUUAGCCGUCUACAUCCCCUUCCCAGAGGAUGACUCGAACGCCACCAACUCCAACCUG
Messenger RNA from Micropterus salmoides (largemouth bass), 594 nucleotides. Its product is annotated as voltage-dependent L-type calcium channel subunit alpha-1C-like. Lineage: Eukaryota; Metazoa; Chordata; Actinopteri; Centrarchiformes; Centrarchidae. Gene Ontology annotation, biological process: calcium ion import across plasma membrane. Gene Ontology annotation, molecular function: high voltage-gated calcium channel activity. The record is from RefSeq and is a predicted model, not a curated record. The transcript is spliced from 3 exons. Gene Ontology annotation, cellular component: voltage-gated calcium channel complex. The annotation marks the transcript as partial.